CGCUGGUCUCUGGGCAGUGUAGGGCGUCUUCUCCAUCAGCGUGGCUCCAGCCCGGCUGCCCGUCUCCCCUGCCACGACGGCCCCGCAGGUGAAGCCUAGCGCCGGCCGCCCAGAGCAGGGCUGAGCCUCCCUCCCCCAGAUGCUGUAACAAUGAAGCUGAGCUGCACUGAAGUACCUCUUUAUGGACAGAUGACUGUAUGUGCAAAGUUUGACAAAGAUAUUUACCUCCCAGAAGAUGCUGAAUGUUACUUUGUUUAUAACGGCUCCACUCAGAGACAUAUAACGUUUGCUGAGCGAAUUAAUGAUAGUGCUCUUCAGUCCAUCAUUCCAGGCCAUGGAUGCCAAGAAACUGUUUCAGUCUCUGUGGUCAUGUAUACGAAGGGAUAUUCUCCUGUGACCCUGGGCUGCUGUUCUGUCACUUACAAACAGAAUCUGUCUUGCAAGUUAUCUCAUUUUCUGGUUAGCCACUUUGACUGCGUCACUUCUACUAGUCACCAGACACUACUCAGUAAGUUUGGGCUAACUGUGGAAGAUUUCCAGUCAUUGGAUCAUGAUAUGAUGCUGGCCAUAGCUCAUGAAGAGCUGCCACCUACAUGGAACAUCCUUGGAAAUUGUUCAGAAGACGAGUCUAAUCGCAAAGAAACACUGCUUCAUCUCACAGGAAGAUUGGGCUUGGUUAAACUCUCGCGAUUCCUGUUAUCUCAGCCUGGUGGGCCAUUGGCAUUAGCUUUACCUAAUGAAGGUGGAGCAACACCAUUAGAUUUGGCUUCACAGAAUGGACACUCCAGACUUGUUGAAAUCUUCAUGAAUUUUCAGGGCAGUCACUCGUUUGACAUUUCUAGAGCUGAGAUCAGUGAGUGUGCUUUCCUACAGUUUGUUCAUUCAUCAGGAACUCUGACACUGACAUUUAAUCACACUGCAGAACAUUUGCUGGAAUCUGACAUUAAGCUCUUCAGGAAAUACUUCUGGGAUAGAACCUUUCUUUACAAGAGUCUUAAUUCAAAACAAGCUGGGACAGUGGAAGGACCACAAAUGCCCUGCGACUCAACAGAUUCUGCAAAAGAUCCCAUGAAUUUGGCAUCUGAUGAACCAGCACCUGGAAGUGAAGAUGUGAAGCCUUUCAGAGAUCCUGUGGUUCCCUUAAGUGAAAAUGAAGACCAGGUCUUGUUGGAUAUAGAGCAACAACAUUCUACACUUGAUGUCCUCAAGAAAUCCCCAAAUCCACCUACCUUCUUUGCUGCAGCCACACUUAGUGCCAUGCUUAAUGGAAGUGAUGAAGUGUAUGCAAAUUGCAUGGUUGUGGAUCAAGUUGGAGAUUUGGAUGUUAACUACAUUAACACAGACAGUGUCACCACUGAAACCAGCACAGAUCAGACCCACUCAUCCCUGACACCCAAGAGCUCAUCAUCUGCCUCACUUAAGGAAAGCAACCAAUAUAUUUAUGCAGAAAAUGAAGAUAGCCAAAUGGCAAUUAAUAACGUAGACAGCGUAGGCUCACAGCCUUUCACUUCACCUUCAAAUAUGUAUGCAGCAGGUUCAUAUCUACCACUCAAGGCUCGUGGGUUUAAUAAGGAACGAAGUCAACUGUAUGCUGACAUGAAAAAAAGAAGUUCUAGUCUUGAUGACCUUGAAGUAGACAGUGGAAGUGAAGGGAUUUCUGACAGAUCCCAUAUUCGCUACCCUUCCCUCAAUUCUUCAGUGACCUUGGCUGGCAGCAGGCAUGAAUUAGAUUCUUCUGAGACAAGCACUGAUCUGGAUUAUAGCAUUCACAAGAUGGACUCUAACAAUCUGCAAUCAAAGGAAUCGUUACUUUCUGGAAUCCGGUCACGCUCUUAUUCAUGUUCUUCACCCAAAGUUUUAUUAGGGAAAUCUCGCUUUGCACGUGACUUCACAGUGUGUGAUUCAAAUGAAGAACAACGAGCAUACAGCUUGCCAGAGCAGUUGAAGGAAAAAAGGAUUCAGGAGGAGGAAUGGGAUAAGUAUAUUAUACCUACAAAAUCUGAGUCAGAAAAAUAUAAAGUGAGUCGUACUUUCAGCUUCCUGAUGAACAGAAUGACUAGUACACGAAAUAAGUGCAAGACAAAGAAUAAGGAAGCCAAAGACAAACUGAAUAGACAUCAGUUUAUAACUGGGAGCUUCUCAGGCAGUAUCCUGUGUAUGGCAUGUGACAAAGCCCUCUUAGGGAAAGAGUCAUUGCAGUGCUCUUAUUGCAAUGCAAUUGUGCAUAAAAACUGUAAGGAUUGUGCUCCUGCAUGUACAAAGAAACUCCAAGAGAGAUAUCAUAUUAAGACCAGACCACAAGCUGUCCUAACAAAUUCAUCAUUUAGAGACGUUCCUCAGCCCAUGUUCUCCUCAAUGCAUCCGUCUUCCUCAGUGCCCAUUGGACUUUCUGCUGUAAGGAAAGAAGUCUCACAGCAAUCUCACGCUUUAUCCAAAAGUGUUCCGAGUGCCAGUUUUGAAAGAAGAUCUAUGCCCUCUUCAGACCAAGACACUGAUAGUAGCAGCUGGAUGUCCAGCUCACAAUCUGAAAAGCUGCUACAAUCUAUAGGGACCCUUCCAUCAAUGGAUUCUUUUGUAAUGGAAGAUGAUGUGGAUGCCUCCCUGUGGACUGACCUCAGCACAGAGGCACAGGAGUUUGAGGCAGAAUCUUGGAGUCUUGUUGUGGAUCCAGCAUUUUGUAGCAAGCAAGAAAAGGAUGUUAUCAAAAGGCAGGAUGUAAUUUUUGAGCUGAUGCAAACAGAAGUUCAUCACAUCCACACCCUCUUCAUUAUGUCUGAAAUAUUCAGGAAAGGAAUGAAAGAAGAAUUGCAACUAGAUCACAGCACUGUAGACAAAAUAUUUCCCUGCUUAGAUGAACUGCUAGAGAUUCACAGGCAAUUCUUCUGCGCUAUGAAGGAGAGAAGACAGGAAUCGUGUGAGGGGGGAAAUGAGAGAAAUUUUGUAAUCAACAGAAUUGGAGACAUCCUUGUGCAGCAGUUUUCAGAGGAAAAUGCCAAUAAAAUGAAGGAAAUAUAUGGAGAAUUUUGUAGUCAUCAAAAAGAAGCUGUUAAUCUCUUUAAAGAGCUGCAACAAAACAAGAAGUUCCAGAAUUUUAUUAAACUGCGAAAUAGCAAUCUUUUGGCUCGACGUCGAGGAAUCCCAGAAUGCAUUCUGCUUGUCACUCAGCGCAUCACGAAAUACCCAGUUCUGGUAGAAAGGAUACUGCAGUACUCAAAAGAAGGAACAGAAGAGCAUAAAGACUUAUGCAAAGCCCAUUGCCUGAUUAAGGACAUGAUUGCAGCAGUAGACUUGAAAGUCAAUGAAUAUGAGAAAAGGCAAAAAUUGCUGGAGAUUCUCAAUAAGAUUGAAAACAAAACUUAUACCAAAUUGAAAAAUGGCCAUGUUUUCAGGAAGCAGGACCUGAAAAAGAAAGAGAGGACACUUUUGCAUGAAGGUUUGGUGUAUUGGAAAACUGCUACUGGACGUUUCAAAGAUAGUUUAGCCCUGCUUCUAACUGAUGUGCUGCUGUUUUUACAAGAAAAAGACCAAAAAUAUAUAUUUGCAGCUGUUGACCAGAAGCCUUCAGUUAUAUCUCUUCAGAAGCUGAUAGUAAGAGAGGUAGCCAAUGAAGAAAGAGGGAUGUUUCUGAUUAGUGCUUCAUCGGCAGGGCCUGAGAUGUAUGAGAUUCAUACAAAUUCUAAAGAAGAACGCAAUAACUGGAUGAGGCAGAUUCAAGAUGCAGUCGAAAGUUGCCCGGAGGAAGAAGGAAAAAUUAGCGAAUCUGAUGAGGAUAGACGGAUAGCUGAGGCCAAAGCAGCCAAGAUUAAAAAAUGUCAAGAAUCUCUGAGUAACCAGGACCAGCAGAUCUGCAGUUAUUUGGAAGAUAAGCUGCAUAUCUACGCAGAGCUUGGAGAUAUGAGUGGAUUUGAGGAUGUCCAUGUGGAACCACAUCUCCUUAUCAAACCUGACUCUGGAGAAAUGCCACAGGCUUCCUCAUUGUUGGCGGCAGCACUCAGGGAAGCUGAAAGCCUCCAUGUUGCUGUAACAUCAUCACAAGCAAAUGACACAAACCGGUCAUCAGAGCAGAGUACUGGAGAACCAAGCUUGACACACACACUUAGUGCCAACGAAAUAUUUGAAUCUCCUACUCUUACAGAAGUAAAAAGAGAUGAAGAAUCUUGUGACUUCAGUCCGAGGAUUUGUCAUGCCGUGAAUGAAGUGGCAGGCUCUAUGAUGGGGGAUAAGGUUGAAUGCAUGAAUUUGUCACGUUCCACACCGACAGAGAUUGUACAAGCAAUCCAGAAUUUAACCCGCCUCUUGUACAGCAUACAGGCAGCCUUAACCAUUCAGGACAGUCAUGUGGAGAUCCAUAAGAUACUACUGCAAGAGCAUGAAAGGACCAAUCGGGGUCACAGUUCUUGUGGAAACUUACUGCUAGACCAGGAAAAAUACCGAAAUUUGGAAAAACAAAGGGAAGAACUGGCAAAUAUACACAAACUUCAGCAACAGUUUCAACAGGAGCAGCAGCGCUGGUCCCGUGAGUGUGACCAGCAGCAACGGGAGCAGGGGAUAAGAGAGAAUCAGCUGCAGGAGAGGGAGAGAGAUUGCCUGUGUCAGGAAGAGCUUCUUCACCGGAACCAAGGAGAACUGGAGCUUCAGCUGCAAGAGUUCCAGCAGAACCUAGAAAGGCUUAGAGAGGGCCAGAGGAUGGUGGAAAAGGAAAGAGACAACGUGAAGAUGCAACAAAAGAUAUUGUGGCACUGGAAACACAGCCGCCAGAGCAGUCUGCCUGCAGCAUUUCCAUCUUCAGGGAGCAGUGAGAUAAUAGGACAUAAUCCAUCGGAGAGCUUAUGUGCUGAAAAUUCAUUCUUCAUAAAUGAAGCUUUAGUACAGAUGUCGCUAAACAGUCUCAACCGAUCAAAUCCAUCUCUAGUGUACCAGGAUGGUGUAUAUGGGAUAAACAUCACCGGUUCAGAUAUAACCAGGACUAGUGAAAAUCAACCAGCAGUCACCAAUGAACUCUGGAAAUCUACUGCUCCCUGCCAUCAGGUAUCCUCCUCCUGCAAAAGCAACAAGGAUGCUUGUAAUAAUGAUUUAACUGCAUCCCAGAUCCGGUGUCCAAGAAUGCACAGUCUGAAUCCCAGCUGCAUCCAGGCCCAGCCACUUGCUGAUGUUCUGCUGGUGAACCCGCAGUCUCACAGCUCACAGGAUGCAGAAAACGGAGCGAGAGUUGAAGAAAAUAUUGUUUACCUCUGAUCGCGCAUUUUCUAAUUCCAGUAGCACUUUGGGAUGAAAUUGUAUUUUGCUUUUCUAACUGUACGCAGUUGCUCCCUCGAUGACCAAAAGGCUCUAAGAAUAGUAUUUAAUAUUCAGUGCAAGAUUUUCCCCAUCAUAAAUAUAACAAUUAAGUUAUUUUUUAAAGCAUUUUUUUUGUAAUCGUUAAUUUAUGACACAUGGUUUCCAAUGCUUCAAAAGGAGCAACAGAAAGAAGGACAAACUCAAAGGUAGGGAUGUUUAGAACUGUCAUGAAGAUACCACCAUAAGACUGUUGAUAGGAACGGCAAAAGAUCGGUGUUGCUUUUCUCUUGAGUUUAAAAAUGCAGGUUUCUGUGUUUAGAGAUAAGUGCCUGCUGUGUGAGCUUUCAUAGUAUGAAUCAGUAACUUUUUAACACUAGUGAUGUGAUAAGGGAAGAUGGAAGAGUGAGCCUGGCGGGCUGUCAUGUUCAUAAAAAUGUGCUCUGCUUGAAGGACUAGCUGGGUUUCUGAGUUACUAGCCUUGUAGCUUCGCAGAGCUGGGUUCACACAUUGUUCGGCUCACCUCACAAAGGAGGCUGUCUUUGGGGGUCUCAACGUAGACCUUAGCAGAGGUCUGUUCACAACAGAGAAUCAGUCCACAUUUGGGCAUGAUUUCUGUGCACAGGUGCUGCAGGUCAGUUUGGCGAUGUAUUGUGGUAUAACUGUGCCUGGUUACAGAAAGUGCCCUUACUUACAUUAGCAUUAAAAUUCACCAAAUGAAGCUUUCCCACAGGGAGGGAAAAGAAGAGAACACGUAGUGUCUUUAGUAUAACUGAAUCCCAUUGAGACUUCACUGCUUUUCCAUAAAGGAGGAAGUCACCUUUCUACUUUCACUCAGUAUGUUAGAGAAUAAUAAACCAGGACCUGUUCUUGGCUUUUGUUCUUCAAAAAUAUUUGUAUUCUUCUGUUGGAUUUAAUAAA
Chelonoidis abingdonii (Abingdon island giant tortoise) is the source of this 6195-nucleotide messenger RNA. RefSeq names its product Rho guanine nucleotide exchange factor 28 (gene ARHGEF28). Lineage: Eukaryota; Metazoa; Chordata; Testudines; Testudinidae. Gene Ontology annotation, biological process: cell morphogenesis; regulation of Rho protein signal transduction. Gene Ontology annotation, molecular function: guanyl-nucleotide exchange factor activity. The record is from RefSeq and is a predicted model, not a curated record.